AACAUUGUAUAUGAUUUGUAUGAUCAAGUUUUUGUUUCAUUUCAAAUUGCUCUAUUUAAAUUUGAAUGUUGCAAAAAAAGUAUUUUUUUACAAACAAUGUUUAUUCUUGAUUAUGUCAGAUAUGCAUAUGAUGGUUGCCAAUCCAGAGAAGUGGGUAGAUGACAUGGCAGAUGCUGGGACCAAUCAAUACACUUUUCAUUUGGAAGCAACAGAAAAACCAGUUGACUUGAUAAAUCAAAUAAAGAAGGCUGGAAUGAAGGUUGGUAUUGGAAUCAAGCCUAACACACCAGUUGAAGCUGUCUUGCCAUUUGUGGAGCUGGUGGAUAUGGUUCUUGUGAUGACAGUGGAGCCUGGAUUUGGUGGACAAAAGUUCAUGGCAGACAUGAUGCCAAAGGUCAAACACUUAAGAACCAAUUACAGGGUUUUGGACAUUGAAGUUGAUGGAGGAUUAGGAAUUCCUACAAUUGAAGCUGCAGCUCAGGCUGGGGCAAACAUGAUUGUAUCUGGCAGUGCCAUAAUCAAAAGUGAUAAACCAAAGGAAGUGAUUGACACCCUGAGAGCAACCACUGAAAAAUGGAUAAAGAUUAACAGUGAAGGAAGUCAAUGAGUGAUUCAGUUUAUCAGCAACAUUUCUAGGGAAUUUUUUGGCAUUGGAUUUUGUCAAUGAUGACCAAGGGUCAUGUAUUUAAUUGGAAUAUUUUGUAAAGUUUUUAUCAAGCUGCAAGAGCAUUCCACACAAAAAUAGUUAAAUUGCCAUGCAUUACUGUAACUUUUUUUUCAUAUCCAGGUUAGGAAAUAUUUUGUUUUUCAUUUGCAUGUAGCUGUGUCAGGGGUAUAUACACUUAUCCUUUAUUCACCAACAUGCUCAAAAAUUGCACUCCAAUGUCUAGUGUCACAUAUUUGUCUGUUUUAGACAAUCCACUCAUUUCACUCAAUACAAAAGUUUUAAAAUGGAGAACCUAAGUUUGAAUUUAAAAUUGUAAACCUUCUUAAUUAAAGAAAAAAAAUAUCUGAUAAUGCUCAAACUGACGAUUAGAGGAGGGCAUGAAAAGGGUUUAUUUAUAAUAUGUGACUUCAGCAAGACUGCUUAAUUCCUAAGAAGUGUCUUCUAUUCCUUUUUCAAACUACAUGGGAGAAGUAAAUAUUGAAUCAAAACAAACAUAUGAUCUUUUUUCAGCACACCCUAUUAUUGCACACUGGAGAAAACUCAGACCAAAAUUUGCACACAUACAUUUAUUUAAUCAUUAUCACCCCUGUCAGCAAUUUUCACAAUUAUGUUCUCUUACAAAUAGUGCAAAAAACAUCAAUGGGAAUCUAGAACACAACAAUACUAAUUAAAAUGCUACAAUACAUAGACGAAGAAAGUUCAGUUGUCUGACUUGUUCACCACUUGUUGUAAAACCUCAGUUUAGUAAUGGAUCAAACUCUGUCUCCUUUAUAAAUUUAAGUGUAAAGACAAACAAAUGCACAGAUACAACUGUUUACAGUCAUCUCCAUUUGUUCAGCAUAUCUGAGAUAUUUUAAUGAAGACAUUUAAAUACAGGUACCCAUUUAUAAAUUAAGUACAUGUUUGACAAAGCUGUUUGAGAAGAUGAAAACUACCUAACUACUUUGAACUAUACGGUUAUAAAUUACGAGACGCAUCUUUUAAAAAUAUUAUUUCCUUUUGACUGAAGGCCACAGAUUUAUGGUUUAGGCAGAGACUACUACUUAGUUAAUACUUGAGUCUAAAACCCUAAGCUACUGCAGAACUACUUGUUCUAGCAGUAGGUAAACAAAGAAAAAGCAUUUGCAAGACUUGAUUACCAUGUACUUUGAUGCCAUAGGAAAUAGGGUGGAUGGAAAGCAAGAGCUUUUAACUACAGUUAUCCCAGAAUUUCUUUUCAACAGACUGUUCUGUCUCUAAUUCAUUCUCCCACUUGAUGUUUUAUUUUAAAAUUUUUCCCCUCUAAUGUACUACAGUUCUCUUUCAGUGCUCUGGUAUUAUGAGUGUUGUCAAUGACAUAUCUUCCACACUGGUUAAUUCCUCAGUCAUCAUCUUCCUUCUUCUCAUCACGCAGCAUGUACCUGUAAUUACAUCAUAGAAGUAAAAUUUUAUUAAUGCAUGUAAAAGAUUAUCAGUUGGGUAAAAUAUGGGCAAGUAAACUUGGGUCAAACUCUUUACUAUUAAUAAUUCUUACGCAAAUAAUGUGCCUGAUAUAUAUUUUAGAUAAAUCUAUCUUUA
This is a messenger RNA of Pocillopora verrucosa, 2224 nucleotides long. The record is from RefSeq and is a predicted model, not a curated record. Lineage: Eukaryota; Metazoa; Cnidaria; Anthozoa; Scleractinia; Pocilloporidae.